UAGAGGGCAGCGUGAAGAUUUCUCUUCCCUUUCCAUCAGCCAAUGUCGCCAGCAAGAACACCACCACCACACAGGUAAUAUAAUCUUCAUCUUCUCCGUCAAUUUCUCAUUUUCUUCUCCUAUUAUUCAAUCAUAUGUCCGGGUUUUUGCUUGAAUACCCUAAAUUGGAUUUUUUUUCUCACAAUGAGGAGUCUUCUGAUUCAAUUUUUUUUCUUUAAUUUUAUUUAGGGCUCUUUGUUGUUGGGAAUGAAAUUAGGUUUUCUAUGAGUAAUUAAGUGCCCGACUGUUGUUUUGAAAUUAUAUUUCUAUAAUAGACUAUAAUUUAUUGAAUUUUUAAAUUAUAUGUUUGUUGAUUUUGUUUCAUUGAAGAGCCGCAUAUUCUUGUGGUGUCAUCAUUGAAGAGAGACAUUCUCUCUCCCUAAACCAUGAGCAAGGCAAGGCCAAGGAUUCUGGAGUAUUGGGCUUUUGAGAUUCUUGUUUUAUUAGAGGGAUUGACGCCGAACUCGAAAAUUACUACUUCAGUUAUAGCAAUGUGGGUGAAUACAGAAACCGUACACGAUUGCAUAUGGUCUAAGUUCAGCAGCUUGGUGACGACACAAGAUAAGAACAUUCUCUCUCUCCCCCUUUAUUUGUUUGUUAAUUCCUCUUAUUAUUAUUUUUCAUUUUCUCUUGUAGUACAAGGUUGUUGAAGGAGUUAGGAAAAUAUCCUAAGCUUUUUAUUCAGGAAAUAGAGGUUGGCAUCAAUCUCCUGCACAAGAGCUCUGUUUUAUUUAGCUUCAUCAUACAAAUUAUGUACAUUGAUUUACUUGUUUUUUGAUCUUAUUUUUCGGUUGUGGAAGGUUGACCGUAGUGUAGAUGAGUUUAUUACUCUUGAGAAUGAUGGAAAAUUUAUUGUAAUGGAUAAUAAUUAUUUUAAUGAAAUUAUAUUUUUUCUAUUUUUAUGGAUGAUUAUUAUUGAAUAAUUGUAUUUCCAACAAAUUAGGCGAAAUCGGAAAAUAUUGAUUUUUUUUUUUUGUGUGAAAGUAUAAACUACAACAUGCAUAUAAAUGAUGUUAAAACUCUAUUGCAAGACGCGCUGGUGUACGGUCGUAAAAGCGGCCACAACAUGCAUAUUAAUGUUGUGAAUGCUAUAGCGCAACAUACGAUGCAUAUUGUUGUAAUAUAAAGGACAACGCUUCGUACAACGUACGUUGCCCGUUGUUAUUACGCAGUCACUUUUAACAAC
Messenger RNA from Erythranthe guttata (spotted monkey flower), 1225 nucleotides. Lineage: Eukaryota; Viridiplantae; Streptophyta; Magnoliopsida; Lamiales; Phrymaceae. The record is from RefSeq and is a predicted model, not a curated record.